This is a messenger RNA of Hyalella azteca, 2042 nucleotides long. RefSeq lists its product as uncharacterized. The transcript is spliced from 3 exons. Bases 255 to 869 code for a protein of 204 amino acids. The record is from RefSeq and is a predicted model, not a curated record. Lineage: Eukaryota; Metazoa; Arthropoda; Malacostraca; Amphipoda; Hyalellidae.
CACUGUGAGUGCACAACCUCAGCUUGCACCUUAUAUAUCCUGCAGCAUCUGCAGUCAAGAGUUCAGUCGCAGGUUGCACUUCAGCAAGGAAGGUUAACGUGUCUGCUGGCCAAACUUCUCCUGCGAUUUUGGCCUAACUGAAGUAAACGCUGCCUCCAAGAUGAUGUCUCUUUGGAAUUCAUCGCAGCUGCUCUCAAAACGCUCAGCAAGACGUAAGUUUUACGACGGCAUCAGAGGCUUCAGUUUUAUUGUUGAUGGAAAAUGGAAGAGCAUCUCGUCGAGCAGCGCUCUUAAUUGGUGUAGGUUCUUCUUCGACGAUCUUCUUCGACCCGAGAACAGAGCAAGAACUGGGACUAGUGUACAAAAUAUCGCCAGAUCAGCUGUGGGCAACGAUGUUGCGUUGCGCCGAGGUGGACGGUGAAGAUCUGGGUGCUGUUGAUGUGUACAAAGUUCCUCUAGAGAGCAGCCAGAAGUCUCCAGCAGAGAACAGCGUCUUCAGCCUUAUCUUCGAUGCUUUUCAUAUGUUUGUAACCAUACGCAUUGGGCGAGCUUAUUGGUCUUUUGAGAGAUAUGCCGAGGGUAUUUUUGUACAAAGGAGCCGUCAUGCGGAUGCAGUUAUUAACAAAUCAAUGAAAAAAGACCGUGUGAAAGGUUGCUCACUGCUGCAGACAAGACGCUCAGAGAGUCUUGGCGUGAGCAACGAGCUGGACACCGUAGAAGAUCUCAUCUCAGUCCUGAAAAACGAGUUCAAUGCGAUAAUUAACAGCCAAUUUCACGUCUUGUUCAACAACUGCCAGCAUUUCGUACAAAAGUUCGUCCUUCAAAUGGGAUUCGAUUAUAAAAUGAGAAAUCUGUUCAUCCAGGAGUGACUUGAUAACAAAACUUCCUAUAUAAAGAAAGUGUUUGAAGAUGAAACAUUCCCUUUAUACGUAAACAUAUGAAAUGCCACAUUCAGAUAUUGGAUUCUAAACAUCCUACGUAGUUUUACGAAAAUGUUCGUUGUAAAUUUAGAAGUCUUAGCUCUGUCAUUUUUAUAAAUUAUUUUAUGAUUAAUGUAUACCUAAGACAAUCAGUUUUGAACGCGAUGCUAGGUGAGGAAUAAUAUCUAAAAACGGCUUGUGGCCAAUAUUAUUUGAUCACAGUGUCUGGAAUGUUUGAACAUUUUUGAAGAGUCAUUGCUUCGUUCGUGACACCUAAAAACUUAGCGAAGUACCUGCAGAUAAUUUCUAGUUUUGUUUGUAUAUUCACUGAUUUGAGAACUGCUAUUAAAAAAUGGGGCUAUUAAAUGAAAAACGGGCUAUAUUAAAUGAAAGGCUUGAAACACGUCUUCGAAUAAUUAUUUGGUUAUUUCAUCUAGGGUAACAAUCAAUGAGUUUCGCUUGAUACAAAGACAGAAAUACAGCGCAAUUUAAUGUGGGAUGCAAAAUAAUAAUAAAAAUGCUGAAAACGACUAUAAAUCUUAGCGCCAGUCGUUCUCGAAUUAAUGUUAAUAAUGUAUCAAGGAAUGACCACCUUGAAUUUCUCCCCAUCAAUAAUUAAUAUUAUUAACCUUGAUGUCUCGUGAUGGAUGGAGUGCGUUUCUGUAACGUGACGUAUAUUCUUUAAUAUUUAAACUCAUUUCUACAACUCAUGGUGCAGAAUAAUUGCAUGUUUUGGAAGGGAAACAUCAUAUAUGGAAUGAAUUUGAAUAAAAAGAGACAAAAAUGAGAGAAUCAGUGCGCUGACUGUAUGGUGUACGAUGAGAAGAAAAAUGUGGCUCCACAUUCUUGAUUAAGAAUCAUAAUUAUCGUUGAUCAUUGUCCAUUGUACAAAACUAUCUUAUUACAGCACAUUCAAUAUAUUCCAGGUUGGAUUUUCACAGCAGCGUAUGAGAGUUUCACAAUCAAUCGGGGCCAGCUGAAUUAUUCUUAUUUGGAUAGUGUCUUGAAGUAUGAAUGCGAUUAUGAGGACGUUGUCUUAAAUAAAUCAUUUUUUUAGGACAAUAAUUAUUUGAAUACGACAAUUUCCUUGCGAAUACUUCCAUGGAAUUAGAACUUAGGACA